CAUCUGUUGAUUUUUUGUUGAUGGUCGUUGGUUGUUUGUUAACCGUCGUUUCGAUUUGUAGUUCGUUUUUCUGCCACUCUCUUCUGCCGGCGCUCUGAAUUAUCCGCAAAUAGAGACGCAGACGCCAGCUAUGUCCAAGAAUGUCAACUAAACCAUUUUGAACUGCUCUCUUAUCCAUCCGUCGGCGGCCCGUGCCCGCGAGUGUGGUUUUCAUUACUUAAAUAUUUCUUUUCUGCCAUAACAAUAAACGAUUUUAAAUUAUUUUUUCAAAUUUUUUUUAUGAUUGAAAAGAAUACACGAAAGUUUUAACUUACUUGAGAGGCAGUUGAGAGGGAUUUUGCAUUUUGGGCGUAAGAAAUUAUUUCGCGCCUCCCCUCUUGUUCUCAUACCUGAAAAUUGCCUUCCACCUGAGAGGAAAAGGUGGAAUCUGGAAUCAUAACAAAAACAAGACGCGGGCGCAGGGAGUUUAUAAGAAAAAUAAGACUUGAAAUUAUAUUAUUUGUUUUCCGAUGGUGUGAGACGGUUGAAUGUAAAGGAUUUUAAAUUCACUUUGAAGCUAUGUCGCUCUACUUCAACUACAAGGUAGACCUAUUUUCGAGCAACGCGAUCCACGUGAAUGCCUCGCUUCACUCUCAACACAAAAUUUUGGCGGUCGCCUCCCACAGCGAGGAAAAAGGAGGAACAGUCACACUUUGCAACGACGAGGGCGAACUGGUCAAAGGAGUCUCAUCGACGGCCCAAAUCGCCGCCCAGGCAGUGUCGCUGGCGUGGCACCCUGUGGAAAAAAUCCUGGCCGUCGGCUGGGAAAACGGAGGCCUCAGUCUGUGGCUCGAAGACCGACUGCAAUUUGUCGAAGUCAACUCGCCACACAAAGCGCCGGUCGGCAUUCUGCAGUGGAGCUCCAGAGGCUCCAGACUGGUUUCGGGCGACGCAGUCGGGACGGUUGUGGCCUGGCGAGCCGACUCGAAAGGAAUUCUGCAGCCCAGUUUUCAAACAGAUCUCAAAGAGCCGUUGACCUGCUGCGCCUUCCAAACGGAAAGUCCCAAAAUUGAUUUAAGCAAUUUGGCAAAGGCGGCAGUGGCGGGCGACGAACUGGCCCUCGACCUCUUCAGCUCUUGGAGACCAAAAACCGCCUCGAACAGAUUCGCCUCAAAAUCUGCGUCGGACGAAGGCGUGGGAUUUUUCAUUGGUUCCAUUUCAGGAGCAAUAUAUUAUUUCGACGACGACGGCGUCGUCAGCGAAGUUUGCAACGAGAAGUCGCCAAUCAAGAAAAUUCUGUACCACAGCACAAAAGGUCAACUGGUUGUCCUGACCGACGGCCUUGUUCUGUCCCACUACAGCGUCCAGUCGGACGGAAAACUCAUGGAAAUCACAAGGCUCAAGCUCAGCGGAAGGUCGCAGGACGCGAUUUUGGUUUGGUGCGGCCCGAACGCAAUUGCGGUGAGCACGAGGGAGUUGUCCGUGCGUUGUCUCAACCUGGACACCAACGACAACUAUUUGCUGACGCUGGAAAACCCUUCAGACCGAGAGCAUUUCAUUUGUCUGGACUAUAAUAUGAACAGGGGCAUCUUGAGCGGGGGCACCAAUCUUGGCCGCGUUGCGAUUUGGAAAUAUUCACCGUCGCCAGACGGAGAUGCGGAAUCUGCUUGGAAGCUACAAAUGCCAAACAAACUGACUGGCGGCGCCAUUCAGCACAUUUUGUGGGGCGUCGGUGGCUCCCUGUUGGUGGUGCACACUGUCAAGGAGAUUUUCUUACUUCGAGAGCAGCAGGUUUGCGCCGAGUUUUGCCCAGAUAUGAGCGCGGUGCAGGUGGCGCCGAACCAACUGACGGUUUGGCACCCCGAAGGCCCAAUGGAACUUUGCUGCGACACGCAAAUCAGGGGCAUCGCCCUGACCGGCCAGCAAGUGGCGAUUUGGGGCACGAAAAGGAUCACGGUCUACGAGUUGAGUCAGAAGCACUUCAAAGUGGUCGGCUCUUUUGCUUGCGAAUGCGUCGGGGCCAAAAUCUACGAACACAGUCUCUACUGCAUCGAAGGCAGCAACGUUCAGGUUCGAACGACCCAAGGCACUGUGAAGCAAAGCCUGGCUUUCGCAGCCGACGAAGGCGAACCGAUCGGAAUCGAACUUUGCGGCAGUUAUCUGACCGUGGCGACUCUUUUUGGUUGGGUCAAGGUUUGGGACUUGUCGCGGCGGGAGGCCAAGUUGCACACAAACCCCAAAUACUUGAACGACGUCAUUCACGAUUUCGGAGAAAUUAUUCUGGCCAGAUCGAACUGCGAGGGGAGCAAAGUUUCCAUCACCGUGGCGAGAUCAAACUUGUUACCGGACAGCAAAUUGUACCUCUGGUCCACAGACACGGACACGCUGACGUCUUUCGAUUUCUCAACGCAGGAGGCUGCACUUGCCGAUCGAUUUGCUUUGAGUCACGUUUGGGACAUUGAGGAGCCGAAACUUUUAGUUUGCGAGGCGAAACUUCAGCCGCGCUUAAAAGAUCAGAGGAAUAAGCGGAAAGUUGUGGCGACGACUUUGGCCAAUUCACCAGAAAAACCGGAAAUAAUGCUUGUUACGAUGUUUGCGACAACCGAAGGGCAGCUUCUGAUUCAAAACAGUGACAUUUUGUCUGACCCGUUCUGUCGGCUCAUUGGAGCUUUUGCUCCGAAUUACGUUUUACUGAAGAAACCUUCAGGAUUGGAAAAGGAGGGUGACGCGGGUCUGGUGGCCAAAGUCUUGAUGCAGGACUUUGACGGGCUCGGGAGCUGCGACAAGUCAACCAAAGAUGCAAUUUUAAAUUUCAGUUAUUAUCUGACCGUCGGCAACAUGGACGAGGCGUUCAAGGCUAUAAGAGCGAUAAAAAUUGCCACCGUUUGGGAGAGCAUGGCCAAAAUGUGCGUCAAGACGAAGAGAUUGGACGUGGCGUUGGUUUGCCUUGGACACAUGCAACACGCACGCGGCGCCAUGGAAUUGAAAAAGGCGAUGAGCACCGAACCAGAACUCGAUGCCCAAGUGGCCGUCCUGGCGUUGCAACUUCAUCUGAACGACGAAGCUGAAAAGCUUUUGAAAAAUUGCGGUCGCUUCGAUUUGCUGAACAAAUUUUACCAAAACACUGAGCAGUGGGACAAAGCAAUUCAAGUGGCCGAAACGCAGGACAGGAUCCACAUGCGGACCACUUAUUACAAUUACGCCAAGCAUUUGGAAUUUAUUGGUGAUCUCAAUAAUGCGAUUAAUAUGUACGAAAAGUCUGAAACGCACCGUUUUGAAGUUCCGCGAAUGUUGAUGGAGGACCAAAAUCUAGAGUUCUACAUGACGAAUAACAAGGACCCGCAUUUGAUGAAGUGGUGGGCUCAGUAUUUGGAGAGCAACGGCGACAUGGAGGGAGCUUUGGAGUAUUACGAAAAGGCCGGCGACUCUUUGUCUUUGGUUCGCGUGCACUGCUUUUGCGAAAGCUUCGACAAGGCCGUUCGAAUCGCGUCCGAGAGUGAAGACAAGGCGGCUUGUUAUCACUUGGCGAGACAGUUGGAAAACGCAAAUAAAGUGGAAAAGGCCAUCGAGUUCUUCUGCAAAGCGCAAGCUCACGGAAACGCGAUUCGAUUGUGCAAGGAUCAAGGAUUGAACGAGCAAAUCUGGAGCUUGGCUUUGAAAGCGAAUCCGCAAGACCAACUGGAAGCGGCGCAGUAUUUUGAGCAGCGACAAAUGCCAGAGCGGGCUGUGCGCCUUUACCACAAGGCUGGAAUGCUCCACAAAGCAGUAGAUUUAGCUUUCCAAAACCAGCAGUACAGCGCUUUGCAGAGCAUAAUAGUCGAUCUGGAUUCGAGCUCGGACCCAAAAUUAUUGGGGAAAUGCGCCAAAUUUUUCGUCGAUAACAAACAGUUCGAAAAGGCGGUCGACAUGCUGGCCAUCGCCAAACAGUAUGAUGCUGCGAUAGAAUUGUGCGUGCAAAACAACGUGCCGAUAACGGAAGAGCUGGCCGAACGCUUGACCAUGGAAAAGGCGGAAAACAACGAGAGGUCGCGGAUUCAGGUGCUGCUGGCCGUGGCCCAAAGUGCGCACAUCCAGGGAAACUACCACUUGGCGGCGAAAAAGUACACCCAAGCCGGCGACAAGGUGCGGGCGAUGAAAUCUUUGUUGAAAUCUGGAGACACUGAGAAAAUCAUCUACUACACGAAUGUGUCCAAGCAGAGGGAGAUUUACGUGAUGGCCGCGAAUUAUCUGCAGUCGUUAGAUUGGAGAAACAGCCCCGAUAUCAUGAAAAACAUCAUCGCGUUUUACUCCAAAGGAAAAGCUUUGGAUCUCCUUGCAGAAUUUUACGUCGCGUGCGCCCAAGUGGAGGUCGAUGAAUUUCGGGAUUACGAAAAGGCUCUUGGAGCGUACAUUGAGGCUAGUCGGUGCAUCGCAAGGGGAAUAGCUUCAAAUCGAGCGAGUGAGGGAAUAUCGGUCGACGACCAGAAGCGGCGCGGACACGAAUUGGCUCAGCGACUUGAUCUCAUCAAAAAAUACGUCGAGAUCAAAAGACUUUUCGAACGCGAGAGUGACUCCGCUGUGGCCUUGAGUCGGGAGCUGCUCAAAGUGCCCGAAGUUGAGGCGACCGUUCGCAAAGGGGACAUUUACGCUCUGAUGAUCAGCUACCAUUUGAAAAGCAAAAGUCUGCCCGCGGCGUCCAAAGUUUUGGAGGAAAUGAAAAGCGUUGGGAUUAACCCGACUUUCUACUUGGACGCCGAGAUGCUCAGGGCUUUGGGCGUGCCAGGGCAAAGCCAGAGUGAAGCAGCCGCAAAACAGGACGAUGACGAAAUUGAAGAACAUGUUGAGGAGGAUAAUAGUUUAGGUGCUGAUUUUUAAUGUAUUAUGACCAAAGAAAUUGGUUUUGAUUUAAUAUCAGGCCAGAAAUUAUUUAAAAAA
This is a messenger RNA of Neocloeon triangulifer, 4893 nucleotides long. RefSeq names its product intraflagellar transport protein 140 homolog (gene rempA). Lineage: Eukaryota; Metazoa; Arthropoda; Insecta; Ephemeroptera; Baetidae. Gene Ontology annotation, molecular function: protein binding. The record is from RefSeq and is a predicted model, not a curated record. Bases 559 to 4833 code for a protein of 1424 amino acids. The transcript has 23 exons. Gene Ontology annotation, biological process: intraciliary retrograde transport. Gene Ontology annotation, cellular component: ciliary basal body; intraciliary transport particle A; axoneme.